AUGUCGGAGAGGCUACGCAUACUGGUCAUCGGCUCAGGCGGGCGCGAACAUGCACUCGUCUGGAAGCUGGCUAGGUCACCAUCCGUUGAUGUCGUCCACAUCGCACCCGGCAAUGGAGGCACCGAAUCCAAUAAGGUCAUCAAUGUUAAAAUUGCCGCCGAUGAUUUCACAGAACUGGUCGCCCAUGCGAGGAAGCAUGGUUUGAACCUGGUAGUUGUCGGCCCUGAAGCGCCAUUGGUGGCUGGUAUUGAAGGAUUCUUUCGUGCGGUCGGUAUUCGAUGCUUCGGUCCCAGCAAAGCUGCUGCCCAGAUGGAAGGAUCGAAAGCAUUCUCCAAAGAUUUCAUGCGAAGACAUGGCAUCCCCACAGCGGCAUUCCGAAAUUUCACAGACUAUGAAGCGGCACGAGACUAUCUCGACACCGUCAAUCAUGACGUUGUCAUCAAAGCAGAUGGACUGGCUGCCGGGAAAGGUGUCAUCAUUCCCACGACGAAGAAAGAGGCACAUGAUGCUUUGAAACAGAUCAUGGUUGCGCGUGAGUUCGGGUCGGCCGGUUCACAAGUAGUGAUUGAAGAAUUUCUGGAAGGCGAGGAGCUGAGUAUCCUCACCUUCAGUGAUGGCUACACGAUAAGGUCGUUGCCGCCUGCUCAGGACCACAAACGUGCCCUUGAUGGAGACCAAGGUCCCAACACCGGAGGCAUGGGCUGCUAUGCGCCUACAAGAGUUGCUUCGAAAGAGCUGAUCGCACAGAUUGACCGAGAAAUUGUUCAACCUACCAUUGACUGUAUGCGGCGUGAGGCUAUGCCUUUUGUCGGCAUGCUUUUCACGGGAUUGAUGAUCACCAAGAGCGGACCCAAGGUGCUGGAAUACAACGUUAGAGGAGGCGACCCGGAGACCCAGACUUUACUACCCCUCCUCAGCGACGACACUGAUCUCGCCAGAGUUAUGCAGGCCUGCACGGAACAUUGGCUGGAUGGGGUUGAUUUGAAGAUUGAGCCCAAGUUCUCUGCGACCGUGGUUGCCUGUGCUGAAGGCUAUCCUGGACCUUACGCCAAGAACAGGCCGAUCACGUUGCACAAGGUCCCGGAGGACGUCCUUGUGUUCCAUGCUGGGACCAGCAAAGACGGGAAGCAAGUUGUGUCGACAGGAGGCCGGGUCAUCGCCUCAACAGCAACCGCGACGACCUUGGAAGAAGCGGUUGCCAAAGCUUACAAGGGCAUGGACACGAUCAAGUUCGAUGGCAUGCACUUCAGGAAAGAUAUUGCCCAUCGGGCGUUCAAGAGAAAGGCUCAAAACAAGGGCUCUGAAGAAGCACCAAUGACGUACGCGUCGGCAGGUGUAUCCAUCGAUGCAGGAAAUGAUCUGGUCGCCAGGAUCAAGCCAGCCGUGAAAGCGACCUCGCGACCUGGCGCCGAUUCCAUCAUUGGUGGCUUCGGUGGUGGCUUUGAUCUGACGAGGGCCGGUUACAAUGAAAAAUCUCCCAUGUUGGUUGGCGCGAUUGACGGUGUCGGAACCAAGCUCAAGAUCGCCCAUGCCAUGAACGUUCACGACACUGUCGGCAUCGACUUGGUGGCCAUGAACGUCAACGACCUCGUGGUGCAAGGUGCAGAGCCGCUGAUGUUCCUUGACUGCUAUACCUGCAGCAUUCUGGAUGUGGAUAUUGCCAGCGACUUCAUCCGUGGCGUUUGCGAAGGCUGUAAGAUCUCCAACUGCGCGCUUGUUGGAGGCGAGACCGCCGAAAUGCCCGGUCUCCUUAGCGGAACCGAAUACGAUGCUGUGGGCGCCGCAAUCGGAGCCAUCGAUACGGCAGCUGGCAAGAGGGUCUUGCCCGAUCUCGAAAGCAUGGUUGCAGGUGACGUACUUUUUGGCCUGGCUUCCAGCGGGGUCCACUCGAAUGGUUUCUCACUGGUCCGCCGCAUCACGGAAAAGAUGCAUCUCGCGUUCUCCGAUACUGCACCCUGGAACUCCGAAACCACCGUUGGUCGAUCCCUCCUUACUCCGACCCGCAUCUAUGUUGUUCCUCUGUUGCAAGCAGUCAAGCGAGACUUCAUCAAAGGAAUGGCACACAUCACAGGUGGUGGGCUGACCGAGAAUGUGCCACGAAUGCUGCCAGACCACCUCGCCGCCGAGAUUGAUGUGUCCGCCUGGGACCGACCGGCAGUGUUCAAGUGGCUCCAGAAGGCAGGCAAUGUUAGCAAUGAGGAGAUGAGCCGAACGUUCAACAACGGAAUUGGAAUGGUCCUUGUUGUUUCCAGCGUGGCUUCGGGAGAAGUGAAGAAGAUCCUGGAGGCCCAAGGAGAGUCAGUCUACAAGAUCGGCAGGCUCGUCAGCAGAGAGCAAGGCAGUGAAGGCUGUAUCCUGAGGAAUCUGAAUUCAUGGAGCUCUUCCUAG
This is a messenger RNA of Capronia coronata CBS 617.96, 2388 nucleotides long. Its product is annotated as bifunctional purine biosynthetic protein Ade1. Gene Ontology annotation, molecular function: ATP binding; phosphoribosylformylglycinamidine cyclo-ligase activity; metal ion binding. The record is from RefSeq and is a predicted model, not a curated record. The transcript has a single exon. The coding region runs from base 1 to 2388 and encodes 795 amino acids. Lineage: Eukaryota; Fungi; Ascomycota; Eurotiomycetes; Chaetothyriales; Herpotrichiellaceae. Gene Ontology annotation, biological process: 'de novo' IMP biosynthetic process; adenine biosynthetic process. Gene Ontology annotation, cellular component: cytosol.